CAGUAGCGGUGACAGUAGUUGUCAAUAGAAAUGUUAGUGUUUUAGACCUUUAAUUUUAUAAAUUUAAUUUAUAAAAUCGAUGUCAUCUAUAAUAUGCCACAUAUAAGUAUUUAACAAACUGGCCCCAAAAAUGUUUUUGUCAAUUCUAAUCAUUUCGUUCAUUGGUUUUUUCGGACAAUCUCAUUCAUCCUACCUGGAAUUAAGCGAUAAUUUUUCAGAAUUGAAGAAAAAUGGUGGUCACUGGUUGAUUAAGUUUUAUGCCCCUUGGUGUGGACAUUGCCAAAGACUAGAACCUGUUUGGGCUCAAGUUGGCGAAGCUCUAAUCCAUACAAAUGUAAAAGUUGGACGUAUUGACUGUAGCCACUUUCCUAAAAUUGCGUCCGAAUUUGGAAUUCGUGGAUACCCGACUAUUAAGUUUAUAACAACAGAUUCUGAGCACACAUUCACUGGAGACAGAAACAAGGAUGACAUUAUACAAUUCGUAUCUAGAGUAGCUGGGCCCCCUGUUAGAGAACUUGCAACAGCAAAAGAUUUUACAGAAAUUAAGCAAUCCAGGCGAGUGUUUUUUGCAUUUAUUGGCGACAAAAGUGGAGAAUUUUGGGAAACAUAUUUUGAUGUAGCUAAGAGGUUUCAACCUUUCAGUCAUUUUUAUGUCUUAAAAGAAGAAGUUGCUAAACAAUUACUCACUGUUCCACUGGUACCAUCUCUUUUUGUAUACCAAGAUAAUGAACCUAGUUAUUUUUCAGCCUCUGACUCCAAAGUAAUAGAUGAUCCAUCUCUGAAUGCUUCUAUGAGUAAAUGGGUGAACGAAGAAAGAUUUGGGACUUAUUUAAAAGUAUCGCGGGGCAAUUUAAACGACCUAAUGCACCUUAAUCGCUACGUGGUUCUGGCGAUCGUAGAUGAAAAAUAUUUACAUGAACCUGACAUGGCGAAAUUUAAAGAUAUGAUAGGCAACAUCAUCAAGACGAAUAAGAGAAAGUAUCGCAAAAGAUUUAUUUUCGGCUGGGUAGGGAACCCCGAAUUUGCUAAUAGCAUUGCUCUGGAUGUGGUACCAUUGCCGUACCUUCUGGUUAUAAAUUCUACAAAUCACUAUCAUCAUGUACCUGACGUUGAAGAUUGUUCAAAGAUGACCGCUCGAGAUGUUGAACUAUUUUUGGAAACGAUUUAUAAUCAAUCUGCUUUUGCCUAUGGUGGGAACGGUUAUGGAACCCGCCUAUACCGAGCAUAUUUUGAAGCAAAAACAGCCGUCAUUGAGAUGUGGCAAGGAAAUCCCAUAUUGACAGCCAUAUUAUUUACUAUACCAGUUUUGUUUAUCAUUUUCAUAUUUUAUUCUUUGUGUUUUGCGGAUAUUCUAGAUAACGAUGGCAUUGAAGAGGACGAGGAUGAUGAGGAUGCUGAAGAAGAGGCACUAAUUGAAUCCCAUCUAAAAAGCGAGUAAAUGUACUGUAAAAAAAUGUCUAGUCAAUGGAUGUAUAGAUGUAUGUACUUAAUUUAUUGUUUGAUAAGUGUACAAAAUAUUAAAAUCAGUGUUGUAUCAAUUAUUAUUUAAGUUUUUAAAUUGUUAUAAAUAAAUAUGUGUUAAAAGUCUU
This is a messenger RNA of Psylliodes chrysocephalus, 1589 nucleotides long. The record is from the annotation of a GenBank genome assembly. NCBI's taxonomy places the organism in Eukaryota, Metazoa, Arthropoda, Insecta, Coleoptera, Chrysomelidae.